Molecule: messenger RNA, 1572 nt
Organism: Penicillium macrosclerotiorum
Lineage: Eukaryota; Fungi; Ascomycota; Eurotiomycetes; Eurotiales; Aspergillaceae
Product: putative 60S ribosome biogenesis protein Rrp14
Exons: 4
Coding region: 1-1572 (523 amino acids)
Biological process (GO): ribosomal large subunit biogenesis; ribosomal small subunit biogenesis
Cellular component (GO): nucleolus
Molecular function (GO): RNA binding; DNA binding
Source: RefSeq, a predicted model, not a curated record
AUGGAUGACAUCGAGGAACGGCUGCGCAGCCAUGCGCAGGCAUUCGACGGUCUUCUGUCCUUGAUCCCCGCCAAAUACUACUACGGCGACGACAAUACUGAUCAAUGGCAACGGAAAAAACAGACUAAAGAGCAAGCCCGCGAGGCCAAACGUGCAAAGCUGGAUCCUGAGUCUGGGAAGACUGCCAAAGACGUGAUGGACGAGAAUGCCCGCAAGCGCAAACGAGAGGAUGGCACUCUGGAGACCGAUUCAUCGGAGGAUGAGGAACUGGGCUCCGAAAAUCCCAGAGAGGGACUAAACCGUGGCGACAAGGUCAAGAAGCAGAAGCAGGCUGAAAAGUCCGAUGCCACCACUAAAGCAAAGUCAGAGGAAGCUGAGGCUCGGAAGAAGCAGAAAGAGGAGAAAAAGGCACAGAAAAAGGCUGCUCAAAAAGAGAAGAAGAAGGCGAAAGAGACUGCCAAAAGGGAAAAAGUGAAGGAAUCGGAGCAACCAUCCAGCUCAAUCGCCGAGACCUCUGAACCCCCAUCCCAGAUUGCCAACGGGGCUGCUGAUCAACCGGAAAAUUCGGAUGAAGAGGAUGGCGACGACCUUGGCGAGGCUGCUGAGGAAGGAUUUUCCAUCGAGUUCAACGUGGACGAGGACCCCUCCUCUGCCUCCUCUACACGCAACUCACCUAGCUAUGACGCAUCAAAUCCCCAGUCCGGCAGCUCUUCUAUUUCCUCUAUCAUUCCUCCCUCCACCUCCGCCGAUGCCAAAUCCUCCGAGCCCAAGGCCCUUAAGCCUACACCAGAAGAUCUGAAGCAACGCUUACAAAAGCGACUGGAUGAGCUUCGUGCCAAGAGACAUGCUGAUGGCUUUGACGGAAAGCCUGCCCGCAAUCGUCAAGAGUUGAUCGAGGCCCGGCGGCAAAAGGCCGAACAGCGAAAGGCACACAAGAAGGAGCUGAGGCAAAAGGCGAAGGAAGAAGAGCAACUGAAGAAAGAUGAGGCUAUGGCCCGCCGCUUCUCUCCCGGAGGUUCCGGGUCUCUCCUCGCCUCUCCUCGCUCUCCAGCCGAAUCAGUCGGCUCUUCCGGUAACAAUUUCUCCUUUGGCCGUGUCGUCUUCGCCGACGGCCAGCACACAGAUGCCUCCCUUUCCAACAUCCGCGAUCAACACAAGUCGCAUGGCCCCACCGAUGCUGCCGCCCAGCUCAAGGCUGCUCGUCUCGCUGAGAUGAGCUCUGAGCAACGUGCUGAUGUUGAAGAAAAAGACCGCUGGCUGAACGCCAAGAAGCGUGCCCAUGGCGAAAGAGUUCGUGACGAUACCUCUCUGCUCAAGAAGGCCCUCAAGCGCAAGGAAACUGCGAAGAAGAAGUCUGAGCGUGAGUGGAAAGAUCGUCUUGACACCGUCACUCGCAUGAAGGACCAGCGCCAAACUAAGCGUGAGGAGAACCUCCGCAAGCGCCGCGAAGAGAAGGGCAACAAGGGCAGCAAGGGUAGCAAGGGUAAGAAGCCUACGGGUGGCAACAAGAAGAAGGCCCGUCCUGGCUUUGAGGGCAGCUUCAAGGCCAAGGUUGGUGGCAAGAAGAAAUGA